Symphalangus syndactylus (siamang) is the source of this 2502-nucleotide messenger RNA. RefSeq names its product tumor susceptibility 101 (gene TSG101). Gene Ontology annotation, biological process: protein modification process; protein transport; endosome to lysosome transport. Gene Ontology annotation, molecular function: ubiquitin binding. Lineage: Eukaryota; Metazoa; Chordata; Mammalia; Primates; Hylobatidae. Gene Ontology annotation, cellular component: ESCRT I complex. The record is from RefSeq and is a predicted model, not a curated record.
UGUUUGAGGCCGGGUCGGGGGUGUGCGAUUGUGUGGGACGGUCUGGGGCAGCCCAGCAGCGGCUGACCUUCUGCCUGCGGGGAAGGGAGUCGCGAGGCGGCCGUCAUGGCGGUGUCGGAGAGCCAGCUCAAGAAAAUGGUGUCCAAGUACAAAUACAGAGACCUAACUGUACGUGAAACUGUCAAUGUUAUUACUCUAUACAAAGAUCUCAAACCUGUUUUGGAUUCAUAUGUUUUUAACGAUGGCAGUUCCAGGGAACUAAUGAACCUCACUGGAACAAUCCCUGUGCCUUAUAGAGGUAAUACAUAUAAUAUUCCAAUAUGCCUAUGGCUGCUGGACACAUACCCAUAUAAUCCCCCUAUCUGUUUUGUUAAGCCUACUAGUUCAAUGACUAUUAAAACAGGAAAGCAUGUUGAUGCAAAUGGGAAGAUAUAUCUUCCUUAUCUACAUGAAUGGAAACACCCACAGUCAGACUUGUUGGGGCUUAUUCAGGUCAUGAUUGUGGUAUUUGGAGAUGAACCUCCAGUCUUCUCUCGUCCUAUUUCGGCAUCCUAUCCGCCAUACCAGGCAACAGGGCCACCAAAUACUUCCUACAUGCCAGGCAUGCCAGGUGGAAUCUCUCCAUACCCAUCCGGAUACCCUCCAAAUCCCAGUGGUUACCCAGGUUGUCCUUAUCCACCUGGUGGUCCAUAUCCUGCCACAACAAGUUCUCAGUACCCUUCCCAGCCUCCUGUGACCACUGUUGGUCCCAGUAGGGAUGGCACAAUCAGCGAGGACACCAUCCGAGCCUCUCUCAUCUCUGCGGUCAGUGACAAACUGAGAUGGCGGAUGAAGGAGGAAAUGGAUCGUGCCCAGGCAGAGCUCAAUGCCUUGAAACGAACAGAAGAAGACCUGAAAAAGGGUCACCAGAAACUGGAAGAGAUGGUUACCCGUUUAGAUCAAGAAGUAGCCGAGGUUGAUAAAAACAUAGAACUUUUGAAAAAGAAGGAUGAAGAACUCAGUUCUGCUCUGGAAAAAAUGGAAAAUCAGUCUGAAAACAAUGAUAUUGAUGAAGUUAUCAUUCCUACAGCUCCCUUAUACAAACAGAUCCUGAAUCUGUAUGCAGAAGAAAACGCUAUUGAAGACACCAUCUUUUACUUGGGAGAAGCCUUGAGAAGGGGAGUGAUAGACCUGGAUGUCUUCCUGAAGGUAUUUCUUCAUUUUAUGUUCCAAGAUUUUUUUAACUUGGUUAGAGGCACUGACCUUGCAAACCACAAACCAAGAGAGUUUCUCUGUAGUAUGGAUUAAGAUUCUUUAUCUUCCCAAAAAACAGUAAAUGAGAUGUAGGAUUUUGCGCCAUCUUUUUACCUACAGAGUACUGAGGAUUGGUCUGAGCAGGGGAAGAAAAGUGGGCUGGUGGCUGCAGUUCUCUGCCCACAGGCAGCGUUAAGAUGAGUGUAAUUCUUCUGUGCCUGGGUGGAUCAGGAGGUACGAUCAGAUUUCCAUUGGUUGAGGUCAUACCACCUAAAUUGAGAUUACUGAUUGUGCCACCUCCAUUUUUUAUGUUAAUUUUCUUAGAGUUAUAUAACUUUAGACCAGUUUUCCCACAUCAAGGUAUCAGGCUGCCCUUUCAAGCCCUCUUGAAUGAAAGUUGUCUCAAGCUUAAUGCUGUUGUACAGAGGAAAAUCUGGUAAGCGAAGUUUGGCUACUGCUGUCUCUUGGGUCAUGGAGAACAUGGUUUUAGGGAUAAUAGCAGCCACCUUUGGGAUAUCUGAUCCAGCUGCAGCUGGAGCCUGGUCAGGUCAUGUGCUGAUCUUGCCUAUCUCCUCUCACUGUGGGAAUGGCCAAACCACGUGCCUCAGAAGUGGUACAACCACAUGAAUGGCUGGAUAUAAACCAGAGACCCAAGAGAGGACUCUUUUUCUGUACAAUCUCUUGCUUGAGUGGCAUGACUUAGGAAAAGAAAGUGUAGGUCAAACUCCUGAGACAGAUCAUGCAAUGUAAUGCUUUCCCUGUUGAGUAAGCCUUUAUAAUAUGCAGUUUAAAAGCCACAUAUAAUGAGGUAUUCAUUCCAAAGGUUGACAGGUCAUGAGUUAGGGUUCUUAGAUCCCAUCUAGUUACAAAUUGUCUAUUUUAUGCCUGGGCCUAAAUCAAAGCCAUUCUAAACUAUUCAAACUUUUUUCCCCUCCCAGCAUGUACGUCUUCUAUCCCGUAAACAGUUCCAGCUGAGGGCACUAAUGCAAAAAGCAAGAAAGACUGCCGGUCUCAGUGACCUCUACUGACUUCUCUGAUACCAGCUGGAGGUUGAGCUCUUCUUAAAGUAUUCUUUUCUUCUCUUCCUUUCUCUUAUCAGUAGGUGCCCAGAAUAAGUUAUUGCAGUUUAUCAUUCAAGUGUAAAAUAUUUUGAAUCAAUAUAUUUUCUGUUUUCUUCUGGUAAAGACUGGCUUUUAUUAAUGCACUUUCUAUCCUCUGUAAACUUUUUGUGCUGAAUGUUGGGACUGCUAAAUAAAAUUUGUUGCAUAA